This is a messenger RNA of Sipha flava (yellow sugarcane aphid), 1778 nucleotides long. Its product is annotated as E3 ubiquitin-protein ligase RNF8-like. Gene Ontology annotation, molecular function: metal ion binding. The record is from RefSeq and is a predicted model, not a curated record. Bases 140 to 1204 code for a protein of 354 amino acids. NCBI's taxonomy places the organism in Eukaryota, Metazoa, Arthropoda, Insecta, Hemiptera, Aphididae. The transcript has 5 exons.
GUCGCUCGCAGUAGCCAGCCUUUCGUCGUCGCCAACGGUACUGGAACGCAGCAGGUCCAGUACGGUCAUCUCAGGAAGAGCAGCACACAGCCGUCGGUCAACUGCCCCGCCGCAGCGGACCUCAGAGUGAUCCAAUUGCAUGGCCGCCGCUGAUAUUUGCAUGUAUUAUCUUCGGGGCGCGUGCCGGUUCGGCAACAGAUGUUGGAACUCGCACGACUGGAAGACAUUCAUGAGCAGCGCCCCGACUAUGUCCGUUCCCGCGAAUACUGAUAAUGAUGAAGAAUGUGAACCAAGUACUUCAAGUACCAUCAAUGAAUCUCAACAAGAUGAACCAAGUACUUCAAGUGUCAUCAAUGAAACUCAACAAGGCGGACCAAGUACUUCAAGUACCAUCAAUGAAUCUCAACAAGAUGAUCCAAGUACUUCAAGUACCAUUAUUGCAUCUCAACAAGAUGGACCAAGUGCUAACACUGAAUCCCAACAAGAUAUGACCGAAGAAGAGCAAAUGAUUCAAACUGCAGAUACAGCUGGAGAAAUUGGCGAUAAAUCAUCAAGCAAUGAGUUAAUAAAAUCAAUAAAGAAAAAUGCUAGCAAGUUGAAAGAAAUUGGAAAAAAAACAGUAUUUUGUAAAAAAGUGAUUCCUAUUAAGGAGAAGAUUGAUUGGGAAGAAAUUAUAAGGAAUACUGUGACCGAAAAUUUACAAUGUGGUGUCUGCAUGGAAAUAUUUAUAAAGCCCACAGUACUCAACUGUUCACACACGUUUUGCGAAUCGUGCAUACAUAUUUGGAUGAGGAAAGUUAAGAAAUGCCCUAUGUGUCGAGUAAACAUCCAAUCGAAAUCGUACUGUUUGACUUUGGACUCGUUCAUUGACAAAUUAGUCGAGUACAUGCCGGAGGAAAUCAAACUCAGGCGCAGAAUAACAGUCAAGGAACGCACUUUAACGAAAGACGAGGAAUACACACGGCGGCAUAUAAACAGAUCGAGCAGACUGGAUAGACUUGUGAACGCUACGGCUCAAAGUCAGCACCCACUACUGGAUCUUUUCAUGGCGACAUCGGGAAACCACAACGACGAUAUUGAGGACGAUAUUGAGGAAAAUGUGAUACGCGAUCAAUCCGAAGUGAUGCGUAUGAAUUUACACGACAUCGUGAUCAGCACAAGAGGAAUGAACCCUCUGUUGGACUACAAUGGCUGGUGUGAAUAAUGCUUAACCUUCCUCCUUUUGACAUCAACUAAACCGUCAAAUCCUCUUCAAUGAAACAUUUUCCUAAUCACUAUUAAAAUACUUUAUAAAUCCAUUUCUCAUAUAAGCUAAUCGAUUCCAUUUGUUAAAAAAAUGAUUUUUUAAUUAUAUACAUUUAAUUAUCUACAUUUUUUAAUGAUCCACUAUAAAUGUAUGAUGAUGAUACGUUCAUCUAAUAUUUGUUUUAUUUUCAUGAAUACUCGAGUUUCUUUUCAAUUUUAUAAAAAAAAUUACUGAUUGUUUAUUUGAUCGGUUAAUGUGGUGGAUUGAAUUUCGCAGAUGUCUAUGGACGUAAUACUAUAAGUUUUCAAUAAUUCUCGAUUAUGAGGGAGUGUACAAAAAAAUGUAUUCGAUCAAAAAUCACGUCAUGUGCUGUAGCGUUAAUAUUUUUUUUUUUUUUGUACCCCGUGCACAUGAGAUAUAUUAAUCAAUUAAAUUCAUAUACUAUCUUAUGUAUUUAUUAUUUUCAAAUAAUUUAAAUUUAAAGAUCAUAACUGAUUGAUUAUACUUAACGGUUUUUAUUAUGAUAUCGUAA